Messenger RNA from Solanum lycopersicum (tomato), 995 nucleotides. Its product is annotated as cyclic phosphodiesterase. NCBI's taxonomy places the organism in Eukaryota, Viridiplantae, Streptophyta, Magnoliopsida, Solanales, Solanaceae. Gene Ontology annotation, biological process: cyclic nucleotide metabolic process. The record is from RefSeq and is a predicted model, not a curated record. Gene Ontology annotation, molecular function: 2',3'-cyclic-nucleotide 3'-phosphodiesterase activity.
CCAGAAUUAUGAUAUUUUGCUGCAUGGGACUACAAACAUUCGGAGAAAAAAGAAAAGAGGAGAAUAUUCUGGAAUCGAAAAUUACCACCGCGCUGGGUGGAGCAUAUAUCCAUUUAAGAGCGAUCAAAACGAAUACUUAUUAAUCAAACCAUAAAAAUCAAUUCUUGGCACCCGAAACUUUUUAAUUCAUCAGAUCGAUCCCUUGGUUUUCGUUGUCGAUUCCAAUUAUUUCAGUACAAUUUUCAUGGAGGCUGGUACAGCUGUUAUGCAGCAGGUACAAAUCAGUGAGGCAGUAUUGGAAAAACAUGUAUACUCUGUUUGGGCUCUGCCGAGGGAGGAGGUGAGAGUUAGGGUGAAGAAGUUGAUGGAGGGUCUCCGAUCGGAAUUUGGUGGGCCUCAGUUUGAACCUCACGUGACCGUCAUCGGAGCUAUUCGGUUGACGGAGGCUGAGGCACGUGACAGGUUCAAAAAAGCUUGUGAGACAGUGAAAGCUUAUAGUGCUACAGUGGAGAAGAUUGAUAGUGGCACUUUCUAUUAUCAGUGUGUUUACCUUUUGCUUCAUCCAACCACUGAGGUUGUGGAAGCAAGUGCUCUCUGCUGCAGUCACUUUGGUUACAACAGAUCGGGAUCAUAUAUGCCACAUUUGAGCCUUCUUUACGGAGAUUUAACCGAUGAAGAAAAGAAGAAAGCUCAAGAAAAGGCUUAUAUCCUCGACGAGGGCAUUUCCAGCUUGAGCUUCCCGAUAUCUCAUCUUGCAUUGUGUAAAACAGACACUGAAGAUAAAAGCUGCAAAUCAUGGGAGACAGUGGAGGAGUGCUCUCUUCAGCCAUAACUAGCAUGCUAAAAGCUAAUAAUUUGUUGGCCAUGAGCCGAAUCUCAUCUCGUUUACAUUUUUACCUUACACACCUUGAACUGCAGCUGCAGCCUGCAAGGUUGAACUUUGCAAAAGUUGUAUUACUCUUUUUAUGUGCUAUAAAUAAGAACCUUUAGUACUA